Protopterus annectens (West African lungfish) is the source of this 2850-nucleotide messenger RNA. RefSeq names its product endonuclease/exonuclease/phosphatase family domain containing 1 (gene EEPD1). Gene Ontology annotation, cellular component: plasma membrane. Bases 550 to 2247 code for a protein of 565 amino acids. Gene Ontology annotation, molecular function: DNA binding. The record is from RefSeq and is a predicted model, not a curated record. NCBI's taxonomy places the organism in Eukaryota, Metazoa, Chordata, Ceratodontiformes, Protopteridae. Gene Ontology annotation, biological process: DNA repair. The transcript has 7 exons.
AGGCAGGCUGAGCUUGUGCUGAGUAGUACGUUUGAUCUCGUGCGGUGUAGUGCGGCAAGUGUUUCUGCGACAGGUCUUGUACACUAGCUGCAGCUCCGCCGCAUUCAGCACCAUAGAAGCGGCGAAGAGAACUAACAGAGGAAAGUAAUCAGUCAGGUAGCCACGAAGAACAGCUGUGGAAAGUAACUUCACUUACAAAAAAAAUACUCAGGAUGCCCACCUCUGCAUGACGCGGAACGCUUUGGAUGGGAGUUGACUGGAAGGCACAGAUAGAGGCUUUUUUUGCUGGAUUUUUGCAUAACCUAAAUGGCUAAUGGAAAUAACUAUUUGCACCUUUUAAUGUGCUACAGUUCUCAGUUGGGUUGCAUGCAUGUUUAUAUAACUUUACAGUGAAUUAAAAGUUGCAGUCUGUUUGUCCUGUACGCGUUCUCGAUGGGUUGAUGCACUUCAUAUUUAAAAGAUGAUUGAAAGCCUUUAAAUUGCCGCAUGCGUUUUAAGUAAUUAGGGAAAGAUUUUUUUGUAGGAGUUGCACAGAAUAAGUAAACUGUCAUGGGGGGCAAUUUGGGCUGUCACCGUUCUAUCCCUAGAGACCCUUCAGACAUUUGUCAUAACCGUAAAUUCAGCGCUGCUUGCAACUUCAGCAACAUUCUGGUCAACCAGGAGAGACUAAACAUUAACACUGCUUCAGAAGAGGAACUGAUGACCCUGCCAGGGGUAAAUAGGAUGGUGGCAAAAAACAUUGUUGAAUACCGGGAGUGCAUUGGUGGUUUUAAGAAAGUUGAGGACUUGGCAUUGGUAAGUGGGGUAGGUGCUGCCAAAUUGGAGCAGAUCAAGUUGGAAAUCUGUGUGAGCAGCAGGAGCAGCAGCUCAACACAGCACUCACCCAGUCCUUUAAGCAAAGACAUAUACACAGAGCACUACCAACUUCCAAGUGGCCCUAGAGUCAAUAUCAACAGUGCUACUGCAGCCCAGCUGAUGAGUGUCCGUGGCCUUAGUCAGAAGAUAGCAAAUGGCAUUGUGGAUUACCGGAAGGAGCAUGGACCUUUUAAAAGUAUUGAGGAGCUUGUGAAAGUUAGUUGUAUAAGCUCUUCAUUUCUGGAAAAAAUCCGACCUCAUGUUUUUGUGGAGAGGUCACGGCCAUCGUCUGCCACUACUAAUGGUGGCCUGACCUUUGUGGCAAAGCCACACCCUAGCCCGACAUCCUUGAGCUUGCAUAGUGAAGACUUGGACUUGCCUAUUGGAGGGCCUACACAGAUAAUUUCUAGUCGGCCUUCUGUGGAGGUAUUUAAUGAAGUAAGAGAUGGCAAGCCUGUGUUGAGGAUAGCAACUUGGAACUUACAAUGCUGCUCUGUAGAAAAAGCCAAUAAUCCUGGUGUGAGGGAGGUUGUAUGCAUGACAGUAUUGGAGAACAGCAUCAAGCUUUUGGCAGUGCAGGAGCUGACUGAUCCAGAUGCAUUAGAAAAGUUUUGUACAGAGCUUAAUAAUCCAACACUACCAAACAUUCGCAAGUGGAGAGGUCCAGGGGGAACAUGGAAGUACAUUGUUGCAGAAAAGCCAUCUGUACGAGUGCAACAGGGAUUUGCCUAUGUUGGUUUCUUGUGGGACACAAGUGCUGGAGUUGAACUGAAAGAUGUCACCUUACUGGAGAAUCAACAGAACAACGGAAAUGGAAAGCUGGCAUAUCCACGUCCUUAUCUUAGCCAUUUCAAGGUUGGAAUGAAUGACAUCACCCUGGUUAAUGUUCUUCUGAAGGUGCCAAAUGCUGCUGGUGAUGGAGAAACUACAGGGAAGAAUCACAGUGAGAACCACAAGGUACCUUUCUUCACAGCAACAUUACAGGAAACGUUAAGAGGUGAAAAGGAUAUAAUCAUCUUGGGAGACUUCAGUCAAGGGCCUGAUGCAAGUGAUCAGGACAUCUUAAGAAAGGAUAAGUUCUACAACCUUAUUCCUGCCAACACCUUUACAGAUAUUAGCACCAGUAAUCCAAAAGGAUGCAAGUCUGUGGACAACAUAUGGAUUAGCCGAACACUAAAGAAAGUCUAUACAGGUCACUGGACGGUUGUGCGAGAAGGCCUUACUAAUCCAUGGAUUCCUGAUAACUGGUCCUGGGGAGGAGUUGCUUCAGACCACUGCCCUGUAUUAGGAGAAUUCUACAUAGAAAAAAACUGGAACCAAAAAGCACCUAUCCAUAAUGGAAGUGCAGUGACACUUGAACAUUGUGAAGCGAACAUAAAACAAGAACGAUGACAACACUACAUACGUUGACUCACUGGAGUGGAGUGGAGUGGAGUGGAUUUUGCCUAGACCACUACACAAAACUGUGAACAUGUAAAAUGUUUGGAAAAGAAAACUUCAGAUGAUAUCGUAACUUCUAGCUCAUCAUACAGAUUUAGGUGAUUUGAAGGCUACUCUGUGUACCAGAAAUGCAUGUAAAAAUGAACUGGGACAAAAUUUUGCACCUUAUUUCAUUUCUUUUAACCUAUAAAGAAUAAAAGUGUUCUUUAAAGUAUAAUAUAAAAUUAAAUGUUGUUAAUAAAUGGAGAGUAAAGCAAUAACAGGUAACGUUAUAUGUUGCAGGAUCUCUGUAGCACUGUAACAUAGCACUGGUUGUGUGACUGCAUAAUCUACAACUCUGAAACACAUUGUGAAAAUGUGAUACUCUUUUGGAAACUAAAUGGAGGAUUAUACUGUGUUAAUUGUAGAUCACAUCUAUUUUAUUCAUAAUUUGCACUUAUGUCCCUUUCUUUUUUGCAACAAUAAUGCCAUUAAUGUACUAUAGACGUAAGACAGAUGGUGUACUUGGUACUAAAUAAUGAUUGAAUGUCAAUAAACAGGCAUAAAUAAUCUGUA